This is a messenger RNA of Triticum dicoccoides, 530 nucleotides long. RefSeq lists its product as uncharacterized. Lineage: Eukaryota; Viridiplantae; Streptophyta; Magnoliopsida; Poales; Poaceae. The transcript is spliced from 6 exons. Bases 99 to 530 code for a protein of 143 amino acids. The record is from RefSeq and is a predicted model, not a curated record.
ACACUUUUGGUGAAAGUGUGUAUGCGAUACAUUGGGACCCCCUUCAAAAGGAGAAGGUUUUGGGGCUAGUGCUUAUAAGGUGGAUUGGAACCCAGAAGAUGCACCUUCUAGUAAGUACUUCUACUACAUUACCAAGUCGAGAAUGUGUUAGUCCCAAACGAACCCAUGGUUUGUUAUUUCCUAUAGAAGACAAGGGUUUUGGGGCAAGUGCUUAUAAGGUGGAUUGGAAACCAGAAGAUGCACCUUCUGAAGAAAAAGGUUUUGGGGCAAGUGCUUAUAAGGUGGAUUGGAAACCAGAAGAUGCAUCUUCCAAAGAAAAAGGUUUUGGGGCAAGUGCUUAUAAGGUGGAUUGGAAAUCAAAAGAUGCACCUUCUGAACAAAAAGGUUUUGGGGCAAGUGCUUAUAAGGUGGAUUGGAAACCAGAAGAUGCAUCUUCCAAGCAAAAUGGUUAUGGGGCAAGUGCUUAUAAGGUGGAUUGGGAAACAGAAGAUGCACCUUCCAGUAAGUACUUCUGCUACCUUACCAUGUAA